AGUUCUUACUUAUUCUAUGGCGGAUUCAAACAGAGCACCGAGGCAGAGCGUGUAGCGUUAGAUCUCUGCCGCAAAAAUCACAUCAAAAGCGCUCUUUUUAAGACAGCAUGCCGCACGUGAACGGCGGUGGUGGUGACGAUUUAGCGUCAACAGAUGAGGUUAAAGUUUAUAAAGAUGAAGGUGAAGAUGAGACAAGAGAGAACUUGUCAGAAGAUAAACUUGGCCUUGUCACCGAGACUGAAGAGGAGAAGAAUGCAGAUAUUGGCGGUAAUUAUGAAGGCAAGUCUCAGAAUGCCUCAUCUGAUGGAUCAAAGAACGACGCCGCCAUCAACGAACGUCUUUUUGGUAUAGCUGGAUUUCCGCUAGUCACUCCUUAUCCGCCUGGAUAUCCACCCGGUUUGCGACAACACCUGGCUUUGUCGUCUACGGCGCUGUCAACAAGGCACACGACGCCCUGCCGCAAAGCAGAUGAGCUGACGGCUGCAGGAAACGUCGGCGUCACAAAGGGACUGUCCAAGGCCGAUUAG
Messenger RNA from Dimorphilus gyrociliatus, 527 nucleotides. Lineage: Eukaryota; Metazoa; Annelida; Polychaeta; Dinophilidae. The record is from the annotation of a GenBank genome assembly.